UGAAUGGCACCCCCACGCAUCUCAGCCUGCAGAGCAUACGUAUAUGUGCAGACUCGCUCCCGAGCAGCAUGGCUGUGUAAAAACGCACAGUGUGGCUCAGGGGCGAACUGACAACUCAUGGGGCCCCCGGGCAAUAGGGGAUCAUGGGGCCCCUGUGUCCUUGCCCAAACUCAAAAAGCCUAUGAAAAAAGUACCAGGGGCAUCACAUGGGGCCCCCUACUGACUCUGGGCCCUCGGGCAGUGCCCGAGUUUCCAAAUGGUCAGUCCGCCCCUGG
This is a messenger RNA of Staurois parvus, 275 nucleotides long. The record is from the annotation of a GenBank genome assembly. Lineage: Eukaryota; Metazoa; Chordata; Amphibia; Anura; Ranidae.